This is a messenger RNA of Siniperca chuatsi (mandarin fish), 5258 nucleotides long. RefSeq names its product type II inositol 3,4-bisphosphate 4-phosphatase-like. Gene Ontology annotation, molecular function: phosphatidylinositol-3,4-bisphosphate 4-phosphatase activity. NCBI's taxonomy places the organism in Eukaryota, Metazoa, Chordata, Actinopteri, Centrarchiformes, Sinipercidae. Bases 1454 to 3973 code for a protein of 839 amino acids. The record is from RefSeq and is a predicted model, not a curated record. The transcript has 19 exons. Gene Ontology annotation, cellular component: cytoplasm.
AACCCCGACUAGGCGCUCCACUAAUCCGCAUAUUUCCCAUGAUGCCGGUGGGUUUUUAAUCCUGUCGGCCAUGAUGAAAGAGGAGGAGGAGGAGGAGGAAAAGGUGAUGGAGUAAGCAGAGAGAUACUGCCGGUGUGUUUUAGUCUUUGCAGCUGUGGACGAACAGAGGAGACGACCGAAACAGGAUUUUCAGACGUUUUUUCCUGAAAGAUGGAUUAUUUUGUCCGGAUGCCUCCUUUUCCUCGGUUAAUGGAAGCUCCUGCUCUUCUUCUUCUUCUUCUUCUUCUUCUUCGUCAUCUCUUUUAUUUUUUCUGUCUGUAAAUGUAGCAAGAAGAGAGCAAGAGAAGUUGUCUCUUAGCUGCUGCUGCUGCUGACAGAUUUCAUUUAUCGUGCGCAAAAUUCAAUCGUACAAUAAGCUUUAAUUUCAACGGUGCAUUCAGGUGCAGGUGGGAGAGUUGAAGUUAAGUAUUGCAUUCAGUGUUGGAGGUAUUGUGUUACUCUGCAGAUUACUUCUUCUUGUAACCAAGUAACUUCUAAUUCAUCAGUCGGGGCUUUGCGUCAAACUUCAUUACUGACUGAAAUGUUCCCGAAGCACCGGAUAUCAAACUGUCACGUACUGAAAGCCUGGUCGGAUUUAUAAUUUUGUUCAGUUAUUCUUCGAUCACACAGUUCCAGAUUUAAAUCCACAAUUUGCAAGUUUAGGUUUCUGUUUUAUGGUCAAAGUUCUUGUUCGGCAGCUUGUGUUUAGAUUUGAGAACUUUGGCUUCUUUUGUUUAACGAAAGAAGUCAAAAAAAGUACUGUUUUGGUAUCCGUACGGGAAUUAUAGUGUUGUAUCUGCAACUACAGAUUACAUUCCAAACAAUACGCAACCCUAGACGAACAUAAAAAGCAACCAGCAGUAAGGGGGGGGGGGGUCAAAGGUCAGAGGUCACAGCACCUCACAAUAGAUUGGACAAACAUUACAGAACGAUUCUUAUGGAAAUGUCCUGAAAACUAGCAGCGGCGAGCGAAGAGAGAUUAAAACAUUAAACGUUUCGUAACUUUGUCGGAUGAUUGUUUACUUUUCUGCAGCUGUUUGAAUUCUUUUUUAUGCAUCUUGUAUUAUUUAAAGCUCUUUGGCACUUUAGUAGCUUAACAAAUGUCUUUGAUAGCUUACUAGCUUUGGGUCCGUUUUGUAUUAUAUUUUAGUUUUGUAUCUCCCUAUAAUUGUUAAUAUGCUACAUGAAGCACUUUAUAUUGCAGUCAUUUGCUCAAAGGCUGCUGUAUAAGAAACAGAGAGUCCGUUUUGGGAGGAUUAGCUUUGAUAUGCAGCAGAGUGUGAGCCUCGCAAGUUAAGUUCUUAUUUUUGGGGUGAAGACGUGGACGUCAGCUGGUUAUUAAAGUCUGCAGCUAUAAACAGGAAAUACGACAGAGCGGGAAGUAAACGGGAAGGAAGAGGGGUUUUUCUUUUAAAUGCGGCGAGCGAUGGCGGCGUGCACCGAAUGUUUUUGUCCACCAGGAGAGAACAGCUCCUCUGCUGGACAGAGGAGCUUUCUGGGAUUCACCUCCUUCUCCGUCAGAGAUCUGCUCGGGUCCAAGGAGCCUCACAUCUCCCUGAGCCUCAGGACGAUGGAUGGCGUGAACGAGGUCGGGGAGGUGAAGGUGUCCCGUCUGCAGAUGGAGGGAGACAGCGAAGAUAAAACUCCUUCUGCGCACAAGUGUCCUGCGCUGUGCGACGGUCUUCACAGCUCCGUCCACGACAGAGAAAACAGUCCGAUGAUGAGAGCCGUGCUGUGUGCUCAGGUGUCUAAGGUGUACAGGUUUCAGACGGAGGAUCAAAGAUGGCUGCUGGUCAGAGAACAGAUGUCAGAGACGCCGCUCUCUUUCUCUUUACCCAAACAGCUACUGAGCGCGCUCAUACGCGAGCACACGAGCAGGGUUCAGGAAGUGAAGGAGCUCGGUGACCUUUCACCCCACUGGGAUGGGCUCCGCCACGAUGUCAUCAACCACUGUAACCACCUGAUUGGCUCCUAUCAGGAAACGCUUGCUGAGCUCGACAAGCUCUCAGCCUCGUCCUGUUUCAAGUCGAGCAGCAGUAAAUCAGGUAAACACCUUCAGUUUGUUCCAACCAACCUGCACUCACAGAGGAUGGAGGUCACCAAUCCCGACAGCACAGGUGUGUGGUAUGACUUCAUAACAUUUGGUGCUCCAGCUGAUCACCACCAGGCCUUCAAACACGGAGGACUGAAGAGACUGCUCAGCAAACACACAAACCACAGAGACAGCUCCAGCUCCAUCUCGUACUCCCAGGAUGAGAGCUCCAGAGCCAGGGAGCUGCUGGCCAGCGUGUCCCAGCUGCAGCCUCUGGUCUUCGGGCUCGCUGAGGAGCUGCUGUCCGUCUCUCUGGAGCUGAACGCGGCCCGGCUGCAGCAGGUCCUGGACAGCCUGACUCAACAGACAGACCAAUUUGUUCAUGCACUCAAAGACGAGCUGGUGAAAUGCGCCCUGCUGGCGAUCCACAACCAGUUCUCAGCCAACUGCAACUGCAGCCACGUCCACAGCAACGGGUUGCUCUGUGACAACACGACAGCCAAUCAGGACGGACAGAUCUCGCUAUGGCAACAGGAAGCCAGCCGACCGGACAGGGAGUACGACGAGGAGGAAUGGGACAGGGCGUGGGCGAACGUUGCCAUGAGUCUCAACUGCAUCAUCGCCAUGGGCGACCGGCUGCAGGGGCGGGAGGACCGCUCUCAGGAGCUGACAUCAUCAGAGCAGCAGGAAGCCAAGGGGGACACAAACUCUCAGAACACCGCUUCCUCCUCCUCCUCUGCGUCCUCCUGGCAGGAGCAGCUGCUCCCCCUGGUGGUCACUCUCAGGGACUGUGUGCGCGAGGCGGUGGGGAAGGCUCGAGCCGCCAUGACCUUCGUGGUCCUGCAGGGGGCGGUGGCCGCGACCGUCGCCCAGGGAUCUGCGCAGCUCGUCCAGAGACGCCACGCCGUCUUCAGCCAGGCGCUCUCAGCGGUGGUGUGCGGUUUCAUGCUGAAGCUGUACGGAGGUCUGGAGGAUCCUGAGUUCCUGCAGCAGCUUCACUCUGUCGGAGUCCUGGCUCAGUUCGAAGGCCUGCUCAGCACCUACGGUGACGAGGUGGGGAUGCUGGAGGAUAUGGAGGUGGGUGUGGCAGACCUGAGCGAAGUUGCGUUCACCGUCACCGAAGCUAAAACAGAACAACCGGACGACCUGCUGCCGACGCUCAGUGGAGCACGGGGCAGUUUGGUCGUCGAGGUCCCGUUGCCCCCGGAGACCUUCGGGUCGUUGCCACGGGAACUGAAAGAGGGGCGUUUGAUACGACUUCACCCUGUUCUCUUCAACAUUGGAAUUAACCAGCAGCAGAGUCUGGCUGAGAGGUUUGGCGACAGCUCCCUGCAGGAGAGAGUGAACCAGCAGAGCUGUGAGCGUCUCAGAGCUUACUGCAACACACUGGGAGACAGUCGGCCCGACACGGCUGGUAUCCAGUCACUGUCGGACCUGCUGUCCUCUCUGGAUCGCAGUGUGGAAACCAGGAAGAGGAAGAACGUGGAGGUUCUGUGGAUCGCUGCUACGGUGUGUCGUAAGGUGAACGGCGUGCGUCUGACGAGCUGUAAGAGCGCGAAGGACCGCACGGCGAUGUCGGUGACGCUGGAGCAGUGUGUGUUACUGAGAGAGCGACACACACUCGGCCAGCAGCACUUCAGCACGGCGCUCGACUGCAUGAGGAGAUCUCGUCUGUCCUGGGGGCAGAUGCUGGGCUGUUAUGCCCAGCCAGGGAUCACUGUCUGUGGGUUAGACCCAGGGGAGCGUCCCUCAGGUCUCCAGAGCUCCUGGCUCCCGCAGUGUUUGUUCCCUAAAUCUCCCGGACGACACCUGUACCCGGUGGCCUUCCUCCUGGUGACCUCUCACCUGCUGGUUCUUUGGCUCAUCCUCAGCCUGGUUAUACUGCUGGCCAAAUACCCGUAGACCAGCACAGACUGGGAACACUGGGCGCAAAGUGGACUAGAUGGACCCGUAGACCAGCACAGACUGGGAACACUGGGCACAACGUGGACUAGAUGGAUGAUACUGGUGUCUGUUUUUAUUAUUGAACAAGACAAUUUCCCAAAAAAGGGCCUCAUGCAAGAACAUAUUCAUAUUUUUCUCCUAAAUGUUCUUUACUUUUUUUUUUUUUUAAUCGUACAAAAGCUUCAAGUCAGAUUCACCAAAACUUGUCGUAAAUCCUUCAUUUCAGCCUGACGGGUGUCACCUGCUCACGAGGAGGAGCACGUUCGUGAGAUUUGAUCAUUUGCUUAAUCGGCUCCCCUAAAUGGCUGCCUGUUCUCCUCCGUUUGUGGGCAGGUUUCAUUCACAAAAGUGUUUCACACUGCGCACUUUCUAAAGCAAAGCGGUCCGCGACUACUGCGAGAUACUAGACGAGCGAAUACUACGGCCUGCAGCAGGUGAUGUUACGCUGUCGGGUGUUACAACAGACGAUGGGACUGGACAGAAGCAGAAAUCAGAAGCAGAAACAGGUUUAUUGCAAGUCGGUUUUCACAUAUAAGGAAUUUGCUUUGGUAUUUUGGUGCAUAACGAUAAACGUAGAGAAUUAAAAAAGAUUUAUAAAAAAAAAAACAAGUACUUCAAAAGUCAAGAAUCAUAAAUAAUAUAAUAUAUAAAUAAUAGAAACAUUUAUGUAAAAAAAAUAUGUGAAAUAUAUUUGAAGAGCUGUUCCUGAAAUAUGUCAAUAAAAUCAUAAACGCUAGAAAACCUCUGUAAAGUGAAGAAACGGUGAACGGGCCGUUUAUUUUGCACCGUUUCAGUUGUAUGUUUUAUUUAAAUUUAAUAUCUGUAUCAUAAUUAAACUAAAUGUAUUCAGAUUCUGGUUAUUAGUCGUCUGAGCCUCGUUAAUUUAGUUCGUUUGGCGAAAUGUGACAAAUUCUCUUAAAUCACUUGAGCGGUUCCCGCACGAGGCCCGAUGUUGUUGUUUCUUUACUGUCCUGUUUUAUUUCUUCACGAUUUCAUCGUUAUAAUUUAAUUUACUGUGCAUGUGUGUGUGUCUGUGUGUGUGUGUUUUUUAGCUGUUGUUUUCAAAUUAAACAGCGUUUUUUUGGUUGACAAAUACUGAUGAAGCAGCAGGUAACACUUGAGAAUGAGCGUGUGUGUGUGUGUGUGUGUGUGUGUGUGUGUGUGUGUGUGUGUUAUCCAGCCAUACCUCACUGUUCAUCUGUGUGUGUUGGUGUGUGCAUGUGUGGGUGUGUGUGUGUGUGUG